This is a messenger RNA of Linum tenue, 504 nucleotides long. Lineage: Eukaryota; Viridiplantae; Streptophyta; Magnoliopsida; Malpighiales; Linaceae. The record is from the annotation of a GenBank genome assembly.
CAUUUUCUGAUUCUCAAACCACAAAAUGUUCACUUCUCCAUCAAACAUAAAAAAAUAUGAUUUAUGGUUUUAUCCGGCAAAUUUCUGCCCACUGCGACCAUCCAUCUCCUCAUUUGCUCUUCGCUGCUCCCAACUUUCAUGGUAGAGACGGAGGGAAGAAGAGUGGCAGAAGAUCUGCCUUAUUCAACAAAGAGGGAAAGGAACUAAGAAGGGAAAAGAGAGUUAGAGAGGGAGAGAGGGAAAUCAUCAGAAAAAUGGAGGAGAAUUACGCGGUGUAGGCAAUGGCGACGAUCCUCCGAACGAGUCACACUCUCCCUCUUCAUUUCUCGCAAUUUCAAUCAAUCUAAGCUCUGCCUUCAAAUUCAUGACUAGUUUAAUGAACUCGAGUGAGAUUGUAUGUUUCGAUUGACCUAAUUUAUGACUCUACAUGUCGUUGGCUACAGGUUGUUGGGUAUUUAUUUUUUGCUCAAUAUCUGAAUCCCCUGUAUGGACGAUGAGAAGGAU